This is a messenger RNA of Trypanosoma theileri, 2421 nucleotides long. Its product is annotated as surface protease GP63. Gene Ontology annotation, molecular function: metalloendopeptidase activity. The record is from RefSeq and is a predicted model, not a curated record. Bases 1 to 2421 code for a protein of 806 amino acids. The transcript has a single exon. Gene Ontology annotation, biological process: cell adhesion; proteolysis. Lineage: Eukaryota; Euglenozoa; Kinetoplastea; Trypanosomatida; Trypanosomatidae. Gene Ontology annotation, cellular component: membrane; cytoplasm.
AUGUCUGAUUUUGUUGCUUUGCGUGUUGGUUCUCCCACUACUCCUCAAUUUUACGAGGAGAUCAUGACCAAAAGGGAAGCUCAAAAAAAAAGAUUUUCUUCCAGAGACCGACCACCUUCUGCUGUCAGAGAAGAACCUCAGGAAGAAUGGAAAGCGAUUCGUAUUAAACUUGUCUCUGAUCAUUUGAAAAAGGGACAAUAUUGUUCGGGUGGCGUGACACAGAUCAAUACCACGCUAAAGAACAAUAUAACUUGCACAGAUCAUGAUGUUUUGACGCCAGAGAAGGAGGAAAUUCUUGUUAAGAAGAUUCUUCCUGAGGCAAUUAAACUGCACGAGGAACGUCUUUUUGUUAAACGAUUGAAUGGUCCUAUUGUCGUGCCAAAGUUCUCUGAUGAGAACCUUUGUUCCCAGUUCACUACACCAACAUCUGCUGAUAAAAGUACUGAAAUUUCCGAUGCUGACAUGGUGCUGUACGUUGCUGCAGAGCCGACGCCUGAGGGAACAUUUGCGUGGGCGGCAACAUGUGCGACAUUAAGUUCUAAUGGCCGUCCAGUUAUUGGAAUCAUUAAUUACGGUCCACGGUAUAUUGUGGCUACACCACAGCGUGUCCGCGUUGCUGCUCAUGAGAUUGCUCAUGCACUUGGAUUUAAUGUCCCUGAGAUGGAAAGGAUGCAGCUGGUAGGUAGAGUUGACUCUUUGCGUGGUAAGACAAACGUUGCGCUUGUCGCCUCUGACAACACACGGAGAGAAGCAAUGAAGCAUUACAACUGUGAUUCUGCAAAGGGCAUGGAACUACAAAACACGCCAAAUCCGCAAAAAACAAAUGGUAGAGGAGGAUCUGGAGGUGAAAGGAAGGUCCAACAGCACACGGCACCUGCAGGUAUAACACCAUCUCGAGAAGCUGGCUCUUUAAAGCAUAGUCUGCGACUAGAGCAAGAUGCUCGUGGAGUACUAUCACGACCGCCACUACCACGACAACAACUACUGCCAAGAAGAGAACGACUACAACAACGACAAGGGCACCUACAAGCGCCGCGCGUUCUGACUGCAAGCGUACAAGAGGAAUAUCAGCUGGGAGUAUCCCACAGUAAUGUUAUGGAUGGUCGUUUGACAGGGAAGGAGUCUGUUGGCAGUGAUGUGCAAGAGAGACGUGGAGAAGAGGGUUCCAGUGCUGCCAAGUAUACAGAGAAUGUACAUCAUUCAUCAAAUGUCUUGUCGAAAAGACGUUCACUAUACCUUCAAGCUACAGUUGCAGAAUCUACAAACACGUGCGACAAGGGCAAACCAGUGGAGACUGCGACGGGUAAACAGUGUAUUGUUGAGACAAUGCAAGUUCCUCCAAACGGAGAUAAAACCAUUACACGGUCCCACUGGAGUCGUCGUAUUGCAAAGGAUGAAUUGAUGGUUGGUCUCGUCGGUGCUGGUUACUACACUGCAAUUACAAUGGGAGCUUUCGCUGAUCUGGGCUACUACAAAGUUAAUUGGACAAUGGCAGAGCAGAUGAGUUGGGGCAAUAACUCUAAGUGUGAAUUCUUGAAUGAUACGUGCAUGAAGAACGGGGAAACGGACUUCCCCAACAUGUUCUGCACAGCCAAGAGCGGUGAUAUCCCUGAGUCACUACAGUGCACAUCUGACCGCCAGUCACUGGGGAGGUGCAGCAUUCAACCCUAUGAGAGGAACAUUCCACAGCAGUUCCAAUAUUUCUCUGAGGAAAAAAAGGUUGGUUCAGCACCAUCUGAACAAAUGGAUUACUGCCCUUUUAUUAAGGCAUUACCGCAAAAGAGCUGCAUCAGUGGGGAGCAGAACCAAAUGCCUGGAAGUAAGAUUGGUAUCAACUCACGUUGUGUGGAGGGUAAUGAACUAAGGGCUGACAACAAUGCAGCUGUUGGUGCCGUGUGUGUGGAGGUGUCUUGCAAGUUCAACAAGGUAAUUGUGCGGUACAGUGGAGAUGAAGAAUGGCACAGUUGUCAUGAAGGAGAAAAUCUAACUGUGAAGGGGGAUGUGCUGAAAGGUGAAAUUGUGUGCCCCAAAUACGCUGAUGUGUGCAAUACAAUCAACAAAACUCUGGAUGAAUCACAAGGUCCACAAAAAGACCCAGACAUUGUUGAAGCAAUCCAAACAACUCUACCAGAAGGUGAGACAACGUCUGCACUGUCAGAUGGUAAUCAACCGGCCACUGGAACCCCCAAACCAAGUGAAAAUGCUGGUAACGAGGGUGAGACUGCGCCGGUGGUACAAAAUGAUGCAAGUACGACUAAAUCAAAACCAAGCGAAACAAAGGAAGAAAACAUUACCUCUUUUUUGAAUGGGCAGAAUAAUAAUAUUAUUGCGGGAAAAGGUACUGAUGGUUGUUUUAAAGCUUCUGUUUUCGCGAGUGUUAUGUUUGUUUUCUUGACACUCUCUGUGAUAAUGUCGCCAUGA